GGCUACUUCUCCUGUAUGGUGGAUAUCCUGUUCAAUUCUUCUUUCUUGGAUGAUAUGGGGGAUCAUUCCAAAAAGAAGUCGGGAAUCGCAAUGUGUGUGGGCUGUGGAAGUCAGAUACAUGACCAGUACAUCCUGAGAGUCUCUCCGGACCUGGAGUGGCACGCAGCCUGCCUCAAGUGCGCCGAGUGCAGCCAGUACCUGGACGAGACGUGCACUUGCUUCGUCCGAGACGGCAAGACAUACUGUAAAAGAGAUUAUGUGAGAUUAUUUGGCAUCAAAUGUGCAAAGUGUAACAUGGGCUUCUGCAGCAGCGAUCUGGUGAUGAGAGCCCGGGACAACGUGUACCACAUGGAGUGUUUUCGGUGCUCGGUGUGCAGCAGACACCUCCUGCCAGGGGACGAGUUCUCUCUGCGGGACGACGAGCUGCUCUGUCGGGCUGAUCACGGCUUAUUGCUAGAGCGGGCCUCCGCAGGGAGCCCCCUCAGCCCGGGAAGCAUUCACUCCAGACCGCUGCAUGUCCCAGACCCGGUGUCGGUUCGACAUCCUCCUCAUCAUAGAAACCACGUCCAUAAGCAGUCUGAGAAGACCACCCGGGUCCGGACGGUGCUGAACGAGAAGCAGCUCCACACCCUGCGGACCUGCUACAACGCCAACCCCAGACCGGAUGCUCUGAUGAAGGAACAGCUGGUGGAGAUGACGGGCCUGAGCCCCAGGGUCAUCCGCGUCUGGUUUCAGAACAAGCGCUGCAAAGACAAGAAGAGAUCCAUUCUCAUGAAGCAGCUCCAGCAGCAGCAGCACAGUGACAAAACCAAUCUGCAGGGCCUGACGGGGACCCCUUUGGUGGCAGGCAGCCCUAUUCGUCACGAUAACACCGUCCAAGGGAAUCCCGUGGAGGUGCAAACUUACCAGCCACCUUGGAAAACCCUGAGCGACUUUGCCUUGCAGAGCGACCUGGACCAGCCUGCCUUCCAGCAGCUGGUGUCUUUCUCAGAGUCGGGCUCAAUGGGGAACUCUUCGGGCAGUGAUGUGACUUCAUUGUCGUCGCAGUUACCGGACACACCGAACAGCAUGGUGCCCAGUCCCGUUGACACGUGAGGCCUGAUCGGAGCCCGA
Myripristis murdjan (pinecone soldierfish) is the source of this 1113-nucleotide messenger RNA. It is a transcript of the gene isl2a, whose product is annotated as ISL LIM homeobox 2a. The record is from RefSeq and is a predicted model, not a curated record. Gene Ontology annotation, cellular component: nucleus. Gene Ontology annotation, biological process: positive regulation of transcription by RNA polymerase II; neuron fate specification; axonogenesis. The coding region runs from base 16 to 1095 and encodes 359 amino acids. Lineage: Eukaryota; Metazoa; Chordata; Actinopteri; Holocentriformes; Holocentridae. Gene Ontology annotation, molecular function: cis-regulatory region sequence-specific DNA binding; DNA-binding transcription factor activity, RNA polymerase II-specific. The transcript has 6 exons.